AUGGGUUUAGAAGAAGAACAAAAUAAUAAUAAUAAUAAUAAUAAUAAUAAUAAUAAUAAUAAUAAUAAUAAUAAUAAUAAUAAUAACAAUAAUACCUCCACUAUUAAUAAUAAUAGUGCAAACACCACGCCAUUAUUAGAGAAAAGACCAAAUAACUCAACAAUAACAAACAUUGAAAUUGAUGAGCAACCAACAUAUCAACCUAUAAAUUUAAGUAAAGAAACUGACGUACCACAAUAUACAACAAAUCCUUAUUCACCACAACCGGGUCAAUAUGGACAAAUUGAAUUCAUUCAACAACAACAACAACAACAACAACAACAACAACAACAACAACAACAAUAUUAUCAACAACAACAAUAUCCUCAACAAUAUGACCAACAAUACUAUCAACAACAGCAAGAAUAUUAUCAAACACAACCAACACAAGCAAUUUUAAAUGGAAUUUUACCAACAACCACUACAACCACUACUACUACAACAUCAUCAUCAUCAUCACAAUAUUUAAUUGAACCAAUGUUAAUGAUACCAACAGGAGCAAUUGCAACUUUUGAUAUGAAUAUGAAUUCAAAAGCAACAAUCAAUUUCGAUUCUAUUUGUGUACCAGAUACAUGUACAUUCUAUUGUAGUAGUCCAAUUGGUAAGGGAAGAUUAAAGGUUAGAAUUAUUUCAGCAGGUAAUUUAAUUGCGGCUGAUAUUGGUGGUACGUCAGACCCAUAUGUUAAAAUUAAAUCAUCAUGUUUGAAAUCAUUUAAAGCAACAAGAAUCGUUGAUAAAUGUUUAAAUCCAGUUUGGGAGGAAACUUUAGCAGUGGAAAUAGAUUGUGUGGAGAGGGAAUUACUCAUGUUUGACAUCUACGAUCAUGAUGUGGUUGGUUGUGACGAUUUGUUGGGCUAUGUGGGUAUUGACGUCUCAAAAUUACCAUUAGGUAUUGAAGUUGUGACCAAUGAGAAUCUAUCAUUUGCAAAACAUGGUACUUUGAAAAUUGCAUUGACAGCAUUAGACUUUGGCUUGACCAAUUUACCUCAAAAUUAUUUAACAACUUAUCAAGAAUGGAGAUCUCACACUUUGGGUGGUAUCACUAAAAAACAUUUCAAAUCAAUUAAAAAGAGUUCAAAGAUUGGUCCAUACGUUAGUAAAUUAACUCAUCCUCACGAUUAUAAAUUAGUUAAUGGUUUCGUUAAAAGAAGAAAAACUAGACGUGAAAAAACUGCUGAUGGCAUCAUUACAGGUUUAAAAGUUGCCGGUGUUGUUGCUUUAGUCGCUAUCUCUUCUUAA
Dictyostelium discoideum AX4 is the source of this 1278-nucleotide messenger RNA. RefSeq names its product C2 domain-containing protein (gene egeB). The record is from RefSeq and is a predicted model, not a curated record. NCBI's taxonomy places the organism in Eukaryota, Evosea, Eumycetozoa, Dictyosteliales, Dictyosteliaceae. The transcript has a single exon. The coding region runs from base 1 to 1278 and encodes 425 amino acids.